This is a messenger RNA of Microthlaspi erraticum, 1911 nucleotides long. The record is from the annotation of a GenBank genome assembly. Lineage: Eukaryota; Viridiplantae; Streptophyta; Magnoliopsida; Brassicales; Brassicaceae.
AUGGAUGAUACUUGGAUCAUGCUCUGUUGUAAUCAUUCGAUUGCUUCACGAUUUCUGUCUCAGAUUUCCACAGUCGUGAAGCAAUCGAAUGAUUACAACUCUAGUCGAUGGGUGGUCGGUAGCGAGGCGGAUCUUCAAAUCGAUCAGAGUUUCAACUCUAUUCAGUCGGAUCUUUCCAUUUUCUCUUAUACUUUUCCUCGCAUUUCCUUCUCAAAAGUAGGAAGAAAUUUAUCAAAUGAUUACGAGCUAAUCAAUGCUGGAAUCAACAAAGCGGCAUCAAGUGGAACCUCCUUGAACACAAAGAAGCUUGAUGAUGACAGUGACACUGAGAAUUUAACUCAGGAGUAUUCACACGGCCUGGAGAAAAUUCUGGAGGCUUUGGAAAUGGAAGUGGAAAACCUCAAUGCAAUGAUAAUUGAGUUGUUGAAAAGGGUGUCGAAAGAAAAUGACAGAGGUGUACAAACGCAACCUGAAGUCAAAGAAUGGGUUUCGAGUGCCGAAAAGAUUGCAUCGGAGGCCAGUACUCUCCUUGAUGAUAGCAUCUCAGAACGUCAUAAAUUGUCCAAGUGUGAUGAUUUUUCCCAGAUAUCUCCAUCGACGCACAUAUAUAAUGGAAAUGUGUGCAUGAAGUUGGAAGAAGUUGAAGCUCUGAGAUCUAAUGGAGUUUUUAAAGUGUUGGUUGAGAGAGCUCCCUUGUCUCACGUGAAAAACAUGCCCCCACUUCAAAAAAUCGUUUCUAGAGAAAUGUUGCUUGAAAAGGUAUGGAAAUGCCUUGCGGAAAAUGAAUGUCGGACUUUGGGUCUUUUUGGUGUGGCUGGAGUCGGAAAAACCUCCCUACUUACUCGGAUUAAAAAUAAGUUCGAAGAAAUUGGGGAUCUAUCUGGUCUUGUGAUCUUAUCCGUUGCUGUGGCGUCUGACGAGGUCGAGAGUAUACAAGAGGAAAUCUGCAAAAUAUUAGGCCUAGGAUGGGAAAGAUUAACUAAAGAGCGUAAGGCAGAAAAAAUAUCGAGUGUCUUAGAGAGUAGGGGCUUUGUGUUGUUAUUGGAUGGCAUACACAGGGGAGUUGAUCUUGAGGAGAUCGGAAUUCCAUAUCCCAGCAGAAGAACAGGAUCCGUAAUUGUAUUCACCGCUAGUUCUCUGGAAGCAUGUGGAAUGCAUUGGGUUGAUGAUGUAGUAGAGAUUACAUGUUUGAGCCCAGAAGAAGCAUGGGAUUUGUUUCAGAAGACAGUAGGAGAAGCCACGUUAAAAAGUCAUCCAGACAUACCCCACCUUGCAAGAAUUGUUGCUAGAAGAUGUGGUGGUUUACCCAUUGCUCUCAAUCUCAUUGGCAAGUCCAUGUCACGCAAAAGGACUGCGCGGGAAUGGCAUCGUGAAGUGCAUGUUUUGGUUUCAUCCACCGCGGAAUUUUCAGGCAGAGAAAUUCCCAUUUUGAAGCUUGCCUACGAUAAUUUGCCUGCUGAGAAUAUCAAGGCUUGCUUCCUGUAUUGUGCUCUGUUACCCCAAAAAGUAUAUAUAAGCAAACAAGAUUUGGUAGACUGUUGGAUAGGCGAGGGAAUGAUUAAAGAUGAAGAUAGAAAGAUAGCCGAGAUCAAGGGUUAUAAUAUGAUCUGUGAUUUGGUUAUAAUGGGUUUCUUGAUAGAGAAUGAAUCUGGAUAUGGUGUAAAGAUGCAUGACAUGGUUCUUGAAAUGGCCCUGUGGAUAGCAUCACAAGCAGCUGAUUUCAGGAGGCGCGAAGAAAACAUUAUGGAGCUAUACCGUACAUUUUAUCAUCAGCAGCAAAUGGAGAGACAAUUGAACAUUACCAGGAUGAGACGAUGGAGACAGUUAAGACGAUUGGACUUUUUAAGAAUGAUGCCCGUGGCGGUAACAUCUCCGUCUCGUUCCAGACUUGUUGAGUGUGUGGUUCAAUAA